Micromonas commoda is the source of this 501-nucleotide messenger RNA. RefSeq lists its product with no specific name. The coding region runs from base 1 to 501 and encodes 166 amino acids. Lineage: Eukaryota; Viridiplantae; Chlorophyta; Mamiellophyceae; Mamiellales; Mamiellaceae. The record is from RefSeq and is a predicted model, not a curated record. The transcript has a single exon.
AUGGGUCAACAGAGCCAAUCCGGCCGCGCGCGCACCAAGCGCGCGCCCAUCCCAAACUCACCCGCGGUGCGCAAGGCCAUCAAGAAGGCUGCCGCCGACAAAAAGGAAAAGACCAUCGUCCGCUCGUACGCGGAGAAGAAACGGCUGAAGCAGGAGAGAGCCGCGCGGUUCGAGAACGUGAAGCACAAGAACAACACCAACUUCGGGAGCGAGGGCAUGAAGCUCAAGGCGGAGGCGAAGGGGCCGAUGGAGGUGCGGUACCGCGCGCUGGCGAAGAAGCUGCGGCAGAUCCAGGAGCUGGAGGCGAAAAAGAAGGAGGGCGCGUCGCUGGACCAGUGGCAGCUGGCGAAGCUACGGAAGAAACCGUUCGUCAAGGCGGAGAUCCGGGCGCUGGCCAGGGCGGUCGGGGGCGACGGCGCGGGGGAGGAGGACGGCUCCGAGGAUUCCGGAAGCGAGGACGACGAGGACGAGGACGAGGACGAGGAUGAGGAUGAGGAGUGA